Myotis brandtii (Brandt's bat) is the source of this 1100-nucleotide messenger RNA. Its product is annotated as mitochondrial ornithine transporter 2. The transcript has a single exon. The record is from RefSeq and is a predicted model, not a curated record. Gene Ontology annotation, molecular function: L-ornithine transmembrane transporter activity. Gene Ontology annotation, biological process: mitochondrial L-ornithine transmembrane transport. Lineage: Eukaryota; Metazoa; Chordata; Mammalia; Chiroptera; Vespertilionidae. Bases 64 to 969 code for a protein of 301 amino acids.
GCGGCCCCGGGGACCCCCGCACCGCUCCGGAGGGUCGCCUUCCACCGAGACCAGCGCGCGAACAUGAGGUUCAACCCCGUCAUCCAAGCGGCCAUCGACCUCACGUCGGGGGCCCUCGGGGGCACCGCGUGUGUCCUGACCGGGCAGCCCUUCGACACCGUGAAAGUGAAGAUGCAGACGUUCCCCGGCCUGUACCAGGGAUUCGCCGACUGCUGCCGCCAGACGUACGCGCAGGUGGGCCUGCGCGGCUUCUACAAGGGCACCGGCCCCGCGCUCAUGGCCUACGUCGCCGAGAACUCCGUCCUCUUCAUGUGCUACGGCUUCUGCCAACAGUUUGUGAAGAAAAUGGUGGGCUUGGACAAGCAGGCCAAGCUGAGUGACCUGCAGACCGCGACCGCCGGCUCCAUGGCGUCCGCGUUCGCGGCGCUGGCCCUGUGCCCCACUGAGCUGGUCAAGUGCCGUCUGCAGGCCAUGCACGAAAUGGAGAAGUCAGGAAAGAUCAUCCAGAGCCACAACACAGUUUGGUCCGUGGUGAAGGGCAUCCUUAUGAAGGAUGGCCCCUGGGGCUUCUAUCACGGCUUCUCCAGCACGCUCCUGCAAGAAGUACCGGGCUAUUUCUUCUUCUUUGGCGGCUAUGAAGUGACCCGAACGGUCUUGGCCUCGGGGAGAUCAAAAGAUGAACUGGGGCCCGCCCAUUUGAUGUUAAGCGGUGGAAUUGCUGGGGUUUGCCUCUGGCUUGUCAUAUUCCCCGUGGAUUGUAUCAAAUCCAGAAUUCAGGUUCUUUCCAUGCAUGGAAAACAGGCGGGGUUUGUUGGAACUCUUGUAAGCAUUGUGGAAAGUGAGGGGAUAGCAGCCUUAUAUUCUGGACUGACAGCUACUAUGAUUCGAGCGCUACCUGCCAAUGGGUCACUGUUUUUGGUUUAUGAAUACAGCAGGAGGAGGCUGAUGAGCCAGGUGGAAGCAUACUGAAGUGUCUUGGUGAACCUGGAUCCACAUGUACACACCUUUGAGGACUGUAGUUUAUCUCAGGUUUUCAUGAAGUACUGGACUAAAGUAAGAUUAUUUUUUUUACCUCAUGGGAGUUUUGUGUUUAUCUUCUU